AAAAGUGGACCCGUUAAUUCUAACAACCCAAGCCCAUUAGGUUUAGGGUUAUGUUAUAUUAGAGUGGAGACUCUUGUUUUGUUUCUCUGUUGAGUGUAGAACGCUGCUGCCGAAACCCUUCCGGAACCCUAAGGUAAGUGAGUAAUCAGUGGUUGAGAAUGGUGGAGAAGGCGAAGGGUAGAAAGGAGGAGGUGGUUACCCGUGAGUACACCAUUAACCUCCACAAGCGCCUCCAUGGCUGCACAUUUAAGAAGAAAGCUCCUAAAGCUAUUAAGGAGAUAAGGAAAUUUGCCCAAAAGGCCAUGGGGACCAAUGAUGUGAGGGUGGAUGUGAAGUUGAACAAGUUUGUCUGGAGCCAGGGAAUCAGGAGUGUUCCAAGGAGGAUUAGAGUAAGAAUUGCUCGCAAGAGAAAUGAUGAUGAAGAUGCCAAGGAAGAGCUGUACUCUCUUGUUACCGUUGUUGAGAUCCCUAAGGACGAGCUCAAAGGGUUGGGCACUAAGGUUAUUGAUGACGAGGAUUGAUUUAUAUCUGUUUGAAACCCGGAGACAUACAUGUAGCUUUUUGUUUCUGCAACCGAGUCUUGUUUUUCCAGAUUUAUCAAAUUACUCCUAAUUUUGUUGGGUUACUUCGAAUUUUGUUGAGACGUAAUGUGGCUUGAUAAUAUCACUUUUAGUUUUUACUCCU
Messenger RNA from Glycine soja, 684 nucleotides. RefSeq names its product 60S ribosomal protein L31. NCBI's taxonomy places the organism in Eukaryota, Viridiplantae, Streptophyta, Magnoliopsida, Fabales, Fabaceae. Gene Ontology annotation, cellular component: cytosolic large ribosomal subunit; ribosome. Gene Ontology annotation, molecular function: structural constituent of ribosome. The coding region runs from base 159 to 521 and encodes 120 amino acids. The transcript has 3 exons. The record is from RefSeq and is a predicted model, not a curated record. Gene Ontology annotation, biological process: cytoplasmic translation.